This is a messenger RNA of Echinococcus granulosus, 279 nucleotides long. RefSeq lists its product as hypothetical. The record is from RefSeq and is a predicted model, not a curated record. Lineage: Eukaryota; Metazoa; Platyhelminthes; Cestoda; Cyclophyllidea; Taeniidae. The transcript has 2 exons. The coding region runs from base 1 to 279 and encodes 92 amino acids.
AUGAACAGGCGCAGUAUGAAAAAACAUAAUAAAAAUCUGGCGUUUUUUGGGGGAAUUGCAUUAUUCAAGCGCGGAUUUUUGCAUACAUGGGCAAAUUAUUUAGAAUUUGCAAAUGACCCAACCCAACCGGUAUAUCAAAUAGCAAGUUGUUUCAAAACAGUGGUGAAAUUUUCACCCAUUAACCCAGGUAAUUUGAACCACCCAAUCCCUUUAAUGUGUGAUAUCUCCUCCAUAUAUUAUUUAAAUUCUUUAAGUGUGUUUGGUGUUAUUAAUCCUUAA